Molecule: messenger RNA, 780 nt
Organism: Papaver somniferum (opium poppy)
Lineage: Eukaryota; Viridiplantae; Streptophyta; Magnoliopsida; Ranunculales; Papaveraceae
Exons: 1
Coding region: 1-780 (259 amino acids)
Source: RefSeq, a predicted model, not a curated record
AUGGAAUCUAAAUCUAAAGGUUGGAAAAGUCUUGUCCUUCCACAGAUCUGUAGAGCUGUGUUAAAUAGAGUUGUUCUUUCUAGUAUACUGAAUUACCUGAUGGGUUGUUUCCUACUGCCAAUAGGAAUAACCAACAAGAUUGAUGCAAUUCAGAGGGAUUUCUGGUGGGGUAAAGACUCAGGAGGAAGAGGGUUCUAUCCAAGAGCUUGGCCAUAUCUUUGUAAACCUAUUGCUAAAGGAGGCCUAGGAUUUAGGAAUGCUCAUAGGUUCAAUCUUGCAAUGCUGGCCAAAGUGGCUUGGAGAUUGAUAAAAGAACCAAAUGCUCUUUGGGUUAAAUCAAUGAGAUCUAAAUAUUUUAGGAAUAAAUCCCCCUUUAAAACCAAAAUCUCAUCAAACAACUCUUGGACUUGGAAAUGUAUAAAGAAAGGUCUAGACUUAGUUCAACAAUACAGUAUGUGGGAAGUGGUAAAUGGUCAGGAGAUCAACAUAUGGGAUGAUAAAUGGAUCCCAGGAUUAGACAGUACCAUAGAUUAUCUUAAAAACUCUAGUAAUAAUUCCCUAGUUAAGAUGGCAGAUCUGAUCAUUCCUGAAACAUCUUCUUGCAAUCUUCCUAUUAUCUUCUCUGUUUUCCCAACUGAUAUUGCCAACAAAAUUAGGACCAUUCAUAUCUUUGUUGGAGAUCAUCAAAACACUAGGACACACCAACUACGAUGGAACUUAACCAAUAACGGAGAAUUCACUGUGAAGUCAAUGUAUGACAAACUUAAUGAAAUGGAGUAG